AUCAUUCUGCCAAAUUUAUAGCAGUGCAUGAUGAUUGAUGUUAUUAUAAAAGCAGUGUCAUACGCAUCCUUUUCCCUUGAUUUGUAUAGAGCCCUCAUGAUACUCUCUUGUCUUUUGCUUUUUCCAUCCACUGAAAAUGCUCUUUGCCUCUCCCCCGGCCCUUCCCCCUCUUCUCCCCCACUCAUCACUUUCAAUAGCUUUCUUACCUAAUUCUGUCACUGUGCUUUGCAGCCCCCCCCUCUCUCUCUCAGUCUCUCUGUCCUGCGUUUCUAGGGUUUCUAGUUUUCUUUGAACUAAUUUCACAGAUACUCAUAUAUAUAUAUAUAUGUAUGUAACAGUGACAGCCAUUAAUAAUUGUCUCUGCAACUUCAAUUUCUUGGGAGAGUGUUUCAGAGGAGAGAUCUUGUAACAGUACGCUGCGCAAUUCAAGAUAGUAUGCAUGGCUUCGUCUAGUAGUUACUCAUUAUCCUGCAAUUCUCCAUGUGCUGCGUGCAAGUUCUUGAGGAGAAAAUGCAUGCCGGAUUGUGUAUUUGCUCCCUACUUCCCACCGGAGGAGCCGCACAAAUUUGCCAAUGUUCACAAGAUAUUUGGGGCCAGCAAUGUUAGUAAGCUUCUCAAUGAAGUGCUCCCUCAUCAGAGAGAAGAUGCAGUGAACUCUCUUGCCUAUGAAGCCGAGGCAAGAAUUAAAGAUCCGGUGUACGGAUGCGUUGGAGCCAUCUCAGUCCUCCAAAGGCAAGUCCUUCGCCUUCAGAAGGAACUCGACGCCACUAAUGCCGAUCUCCUCCGUUAUGCCGGCGCUAGCUGCAACCGUGGAACCGGAAGAGGGUCUCAUCAUGGUCAAAAUUCGGGUUUGUAUAGCUUCUCUUCUCCAUGGAGUAGUACUCAUGACCCUUACGGAAAUUAACCAGAGAUCAUGAGGACAAGGAAACUUGUAAUCGAUCAGUCAUAUAUAUGUUAUGUAAGUGUCCAUGAUUAUGAGGAGAACUAGACUUGUAUUAUUUAGGGUUACAUUGGUUAACAUAUGCAGGGUUUCUCCUGGCUUCCUAGCAAGGAACCUAGCCUGUAUAAACUCUUCUGUAUGUCUAUUUAUUGUCCGGACUGGGAGAAGAUAGUGAAGGUCAGGAUUAAUUAAUUAAGGUGUUCCUGUCCUUGGCUAAACCAGGAAAUAUUUAUUGGUUUGUUCA
Molecule: messenger RNA, 1184 nt
Organism: Rosa rugosa (rugosa rose)
Lineage: Eukaryota; Viridiplantae; Streptophyta; Magnoliopsida; Rosales; Rosaceae
Product: protein LATERAL ORGAN BOUNDARIES
Exons: 2
Coding region: 440-904 (154 amino acids)
Source: RefSeq, a predicted model, not a curated record